AAAGCAAACCUUCCCCUUCCUCCCUCAAGGGCUUGUCCGAGAACGGCGCGGCCCCGCCGUGAGGAGGAGCGGGAUGAACCCGGGCAGCCAUGGACACCGCCGGGACCGGGCCUGGGCCGGGAGGCAGGCGGGGAUGCUGCAGUAUGAAAACCCCUGGACCAUCCCAAAUAUCCUGUCCAUGGCGAGAAUGGGUCUGGCGCCAGUUUUAGGCUAUUUGAUUGUUGAGGAGAAUUUCAGCGUUGCCCUCGGUGUCUUUGUCCUGGCUGGCGUGACAGACCUGUUGGAUGGAUUUAUUGCACGGAACUGGGCUAAUCAGAAAUCAGCACUGGGAAGUGCUCUUGAUCCCCUGGCAGAUAAAAUUCUCAUCAGUGUGCUCUACGUGAGCCUAACUUGUGCAAAUCUUAUCCCAGUUCCACUGACUUCCAUGAUUAUCCUGCGGGAUGCGGCGCUCAUUGCUGCGGUUUUUUACGUGCGGUACAAAACUCUUUCUCCACCGAGAACACUGAGUAGGUAUUUUAACCCCUGUUAUGCUACUGCACAAUUAAAACCAACAUUCAUUAGCAAGAUGAACACAGCAGUUCAGCUGAUUUUGGUGGCGGCUUCUUUAGCAGCUCCUGUUUUCAAUUAUGUGGACAGCAUAUAUCUGCAGACAUUAUGGUGCAUCACAGCUUUCACAACGGUGACAUCUGCCUACAGCUAUUACCACUACGGCAGAAAAACUGUCCAGGUGAUCAGGAACAAGUGAAGUGGUGCAGGUGAUAAAGGUGAAGUGUUCCUGGAAGGGCAGGAAUGUGCUGUGCCCCAAGAGGCAGUGGUAUUGCUGCUGAGUUUUGGAUCAAAGCAUUCUUUGUUUUUCUGCUUAAACCAUGGCAUCACAAUGAAGUGAAAUUUGAACAUGUACUGUGUAUAUAUGUAGAGAGAGACUUUUCAAUGUAUUUUUAAUUUCUUUAAAAAUGAGGUUGUUUACAAAAACCAAAUAAAUAAGAUUCUUAAAAACAC
This is a messenger RNA of Parus major (Great Tit), 999 nucleotides long. It is a transcript of the gene CRLS1, whose product is annotated as cardiolipin synthase 1. Bases 74 to 745 code for a protein of 223 amino acids. Gene Ontology annotation, cellular component: mitochondrion; membrane. Gene Ontology annotation, molecular function: CDP-diacylglycerol-glycerol-3-phosphate 3-phosphatidyltransferase activity; cardiolipin synthase activity. The record is from RefSeq and is a predicted model, not a curated record. NCBI's taxonomy places the organism in Eukaryota, Metazoa, Chordata, Aves, Passeriformes, Paridae. Gene Ontology annotation, biological process: cardiolipin biosynthetic process. The transcript is spliced from 7 exons.